Trachymyrmex septentrionalis is the source of this 7250-nucleotide messenger RNA. RefSeq names its product brain tumor protein (gene brat). Bases 1382 to 3937 code for a protein of 851 amino acids. The transcript is spliced from 2 exons. Lineage: Eukaryota; Metazoa; Arthropoda; Insecta; Hymenoptera; Formicidae. Gene Ontology annotation, molecular function: mRNA 3'-UTR binding; translation repressor activity; zinc ion binding. The record is from RefSeq and is a predicted model, not a curated record. Gene Ontology annotation, biological process: negative regulation of translation.
CUCCACCGUUCGAGCGUCGUUUCAGUUACCAACAGACCGCGCGAUCGUUCGCAUCGCCGACGUGAAGUAAGAGGGGGAGCGCGAGAGAGAACGAGUGAAAGAAAGAGUGAGAGAGAGAAAGAGAGAGAGGAGUGCGCGAGUGUGCAUACGCGCAAAAGGAAGCGAAAGAGAAGGAUCAAAAUAAUACGAGAGAAAAGCGCAUCGGGGGAGGAGAAGAGAGGGAGAGAGAGAGAGAGAGAACAGAGGCUAUGUUACGAGUCGUCUUGGUCGUCGCAGUCAUCGUCGUCGUGCCGCUCGGUCUUGCCUGAACAAAGGAAGGUUCUUCUCCCUCGGCUCUCCGCGUCGAGGGUCGUUUCCGAUCGACGAACCGUCGGGAUCCUAUCUCGGGUGUUUUCGGCGCGGCUCGUAUGCGUCGGGCGCGCACGAAGCGGUCAGUCACGUAGCAGCGGCCGAGACGUGAGGAACAAAGGACGGCGGCAGGAUCUGCGCGCGCGUGAAAGAGGGAGAGAACAGUGCGGGGUAACAAAACCGAGCGUUGUAUUGUACAUAUACGGCGGUCGUGCGCGUUACUCCCGGCGACAUUGUUGACAUUUUAGCGGCCGGUGUAAACGCUCGCUCGAUCGAAAAUCUCCUCGAAAUCGAGAAAGAUAGGCAGAGGAGAGGAGAAAUACUUCGCCGAGAGCAGCGCGAACCGAGUAACACACCGGUGCUCCGAAAGACAGAGGCGUCCUCGAUCGUCGCGAACUCGAUCUGUGCAUUGUGCGUUGUUUUUUUUUUUUUCUUUUUUUUAUACUUUUCUAUCCCGACGAUAUCGCAGUGCGACGAUCCUGGAGUAAGGAGGAGAGAGAGAGAGGAAGAAAGAAAGGAGCGACAGUGUAUAUACCUGCCUGUCGGAUAUCCUUCGAAAAGGGACACGAUUUGUGAGUGAAAAGGAGAGGGACCGAUAUAUAUUCGAUCGAGAGUGAGAGUGGAAGAAGGAGAGAAACGAGACCCUCUCGGAUUUUUUGGCCUGCCUUGCCUGUCUGCUUGCCUGCCUGUGCGACGAACCGGCGACCUAACCUAACGACAACGACGGUUGAGAAGUGCGCGCGAGAAUCGGAGAGAAAGAGAGAAUCUCGUCAGUGCCGAGGGUCAAAAGAGAGAGAGGGGGAGAGAGCGGGAGGCGAAAGGACGAAAGUGAAAAGGUAAAAUCGGAGCGUUCUCCGUUCUUCGCUCCGGCGUAGGUUUAAACGACGUUCGCGCGCGUCGUGAGGUUUUUUUUUCUUGUGACAUGUGUCGCGGAGUGUACCGCGAUUGAAGGGAGACGCAAACGGGAAACUCAAACAUUUAUUCGGCAGCGCACGGAUUAUCCUCGUGUUUACGGGAUGCCGGUUGACUGAAGAUGGCCUCGCCGACACCCUCAUUGGAAUCGCGCGCAAAUUCCCUCGGGUCCCCGGUCUCGCUGUCCCCAGUAACGGUGAGCGGCAGCUCGCCGCCUGCUAGCGAUUCGGCGAUCUGCGACGUCGACAGCUGCGACUUGUGCCUCGACGCACCAAAGUCGGGCGAAGAUCCGUGCCCGCGCUGCCGAUUGGGUAGCACCGGUGGCACCAGUCGCAUCCGCUGCACCGGCUGCAAAUCCACUGAAGCUGGCGCUGUAGCGCGUUGUUACGAUUGUGAUCAGUUUCUCUGUCCAAAUUGCGUGAUGGCACAUCAAUACAUGCUCUGUUUUGAAGGCCACCGAUUGUUGAACCUGGCCGAUUCCAAGCUGGAGACCGUCGGUAGCGGCGGCGGCGGCGGCAGUGGUGGCGGCGGUGGCGGCGGAAAUGGCGGUGGUGGAGGCGGUGGUAACACGAUCACCGCGACUACGGAAUUGCCUAAAAGCGCCUGCAACGGCAGUAACGGUGGUGGUGGCGGAGGUGGUGGUGGUGGCAAUACUCUGGUUAUCAACGGCACCGGAAACAGCAACAACGGUGGCAACGCCGAGAAGGUACACUUCUGUUUGCGACAUAAGCAGGAGAUAAUCAAGUACUUCUGCCGAAGCUGCAAUGUGCCAAUUUGCAAAGAGUGCACGCUGACGGAGCAUACUGCGCCGCUACAUGACUGUGCCCACGUCACGGAAGUAGGCUCGCAACAACUGGAAGCAUUGUCGCGGAUCGUCCAGGAGUGCCGCUCGAAGGCGGCGGACGCGCGUGCGGCGGUCAAAGCAACGGACCAUAAUACCGCGAUACUACAGGUGCAGUAUCACAAAGCGCAAAAUGAGAUCAACGAUACUUUUCAGUUCUACCGAUCGAUGCUGGACGAGCGCAAGCAGGAGCUGCUGAAGGAACUCGACUCGGUGUUCUCGACGAAGCAAAUCUCCUUGAACGUACUCUCCCAACGAGCCAAUGAGAUGGCGGACAAAAUGAUGCAGACUUGCGACUUCGUCGAGCGUGUAACCAAAGUUACCACCAUCACAGAUUUCCUCAUGGUCAAGAAGAUCCUCGAGGCUAAGCUCCAAUCACUGCUCAGUUACACUCCAAAUACAGACAUUGCCAAUCAGACGGCGGACCUCGAAUUUGUCAGCAAUUAUCAAGCGAUACAAGUGGGAGUGAGGAAUACCUUCGGUUACGUUCGGAGUAAUAGUAACAGUGAAAAUAACGCGAUCGGCAAGCAACCACCUAUCGCACGACCUACCGCUCUGUCGAGCAACGGCAUUGGUAGCGGUAGCAGCAGCAACAUUAGCAAUGGACCCGGGAGCGGGGUUGGCUCUCUGGGCAGUCUUCUCUUAGAUCGGACUUACAGUAACGGCCUGAUCUCCUCCAGUAUGAAUUGCGGCUCGUCAUCCUCACCUUCUUCGAUCGACACUGUCAGCAGCGUGAUCUCAAAACGUUUCAGUUCGGCCAACAGUCUCGGCCCGUUCUCCACGACGAUCAGCGACGUGAACUUAAACGGCAUGAAUGCUAAUCCGUACGAGAAAUGGAGCAACGGCGGUAGUGACACUUAUCCGGUCGUGACGACGAACGAUCAUUUCGCGAUGCCGUCGGUAGCUGUAGCGACGAACGCCGCACCGGGCGAUUCCGUCCUCGACUUGACUUCGAAACUGAUGUCCGCCACCGCGAUAUUCCCGCCCAAGUCGCAGAUUAAACGACAGAAGAUGAUCUACCAUUGUAAGUUCGGUGAGUUUGGCGUGAUGGAGGGUCAAUUCACCGAGCCGUCGGGUGUCGCGGUAAACGCGCAGAACGAUAUCAUCGUUGCCGACACGAACAAUCAUCGUAUUCAGAUCUUCGACAAGGAAGGCAGGUUCAAGUUUCAAUUUGGCGAGUGUGGCAAACGCGACGGCCAAUUACUUUAUCCAAAUCGCGUUGCCGUUGUGAAGACGUCCGGUGACAUUAUCGUUACGGAACGUUCACCGACUCAUCAGAUCCAAAUUUACAAUCAAUACGGUCAAUUUGUACGCAAGUUCGGCGCAAACAUCCUUCAGCAUCCACGCGGCGUUACCGUCGACUCGAAAGGACGAAUCGUCGUCGUAGAAUGCAAAGUGAUGCGUGUCAUCAUCUUUGAUCAGACCGGCAACGUUCUACAAAAAUUUGGCUGCUCGAAACAUCUCGAAUUCCCGAACGGCGUGGUGGUGAACGAUAAACAGGAGAUCUUCAUCAGCGACAAUCGCGCUCAUUGUGUCAAAGUUUUUAACUACGAGGGCUCUUACUUGCGACAGAUCGGCGGUGAGGGUAUCACCAAUUAUCCGAUCGGCGUAGGCAUCAAUACGCACGGCGAAAUACUGAUAGCGGACAAUCAUAAUAAUUUCAACCUGACUAUCUUUACGCAGGACGGUCAGUUGGUCUCGGCUCUUGAGAGCAAGGUGAAGCACGCACAGUGUUUCGACGUGGCGCUAAUGGACGACGGCUCGGUCGUACUGGCCAGUAAGGAUUACCGGCUGUACAUAUACCGCUAUGUACAGGUACCGCCGAUUGGCAUGUAGAGCAGUGACGCGUCACGACGACGACGAUGAUCGUCGUGCGCCAGUGUCAACGUUUUUCAUCGUGUCAUUGUCAUCGCCAUCAUCAUCGCCGCUCUUCGUCGUUGGACGGUCGCGUGGCUACCACGAUCUCAUCGAUCUUUCCUCUCACCUACGUUCGCCUGUCUUCUACGGCUGCUUCAUCGUCAACGCCCGCGCGCUCCGCUCACCAUCUUCGCCAUCAUCUAUCCAUCGCCUUCUUCGUUCGCCCCAACGAGACGUUUCACGCCGACCAUGAGAAAAAAGCGCACCGUUUAUUGCUUCAUACAUGACUCUCUCAAGGAACCGACUCUCGAGCGAGUGUCGUUUACGCGGCAAGAAAAUGAGAGUCCCCUCGUCGGAAUUUUCCCGAGGCGCUCCUCUUCUGGACUCUGCCGAACGACGGACAUCACCGACGGUAUGCGAGAAAGCACGCGCGCGCUUCCCUCGAUAUCCUCCCCGCGUUUCCGCGCGAGCUGUCCCUCUUUAGCUGUCCCGCGUGGACGAGCGGAAAGAAAGAGGAAAAACGCGCCGCGACGCUUUGUAUGUAUAGCCCUUGCGAUGCCGGGCUGUUUAGAACCCGCGAAAGAAAGAAAGAAAGAAAGAAAAAGAGUGAGAGAGGGAGAGAGAGAGAGAGAGAGAGAGAGAAAGAGAGAGAGAGAGAGAGAGAGAGAGGACGUCAACCCUACCCCGAAAAAUUCGCGCGCGCUCCUUUCUUCGCGCGUACGCGCUAUGAAUACGCGUGCGCGUACGCGAUAACUUACUUGUUAAUGUUGUUAUAAUACUGAAAAUACUGUUGUUGUUGUUUAGUUGUAGAGCUCGCCGCCGCUAGUCACUUCCCCCCUCGCCUUCCACCCUCCGAUCCUCUUCCCUUCACGCCCGUUACCAUUUCUCCCACCUUCCCAUUCCCAUUUCCCACACUAACCACAGUCUUCUCUCUGAGACCUCGUCCGACGAUCACAUCAGGAAGUGCGUUUCCACUCGUCGCGACGACAUGGUCCACACUAACACAUGCAUCGAAUUGUUACGUGUGCCCGAAUCCACGCGCGUAUCAUCAUUUUUGUUACUCUCUUCGACGGUGAUCGAUCGCGACCGUCGCGCUCGGGUCAGCUUCCGAUCAUCGCGCUUGAAAUGUCUCCCUCCAAAUGCCGUGCGAGGUUCGCGAGGAAUGUCCGUUCGUCGCGCGAACAUCCGUUUUGAUGUAUAUCUCGUGAGAGAUUCGUUUUGAGAUCUACGCGAGAUCCAACGAUUUUCUGCAAACCGCUUUCAACAGGUUUGAUUUUGUCCCACGGGACAUGAGACUGAUUGCCGCGAGUAAUUAUUGCAUACUCUCAUUACUCCGGUAAGCUUCGAAUUAGCUCAUACAUCAUCAGCACAUCUUAUCCGCGGUUUUAAACGAUUUUGUUUCCCAAAUUGUUCGUACGUUAUUUCUAUGGACAAUUGUUCGAUCUUACUGAGUAAGACAUCAGAUUGAUCCAUGUGUUAUCAAUAUAUAAUAUGUUUGCGGAGAUAGUUUGAGAAAUUGUUGGGGACAUUAAUAAUUUCAUCAUUAUAUUUCAAUACAAUAAUAUAUAUAUUAUAUAAUAUAUCGACAUAUUUGGGUAGCAGACUCGCCGAAGAUUGUUGAAUCGUGUAUGGGCGCAUUUGGGACUGUGAUCAUCCGAGAUCAACUUGACCCAAUUAAUUAUCCGUGAGAUGCGAGAAUAGAAGCGGAUUCUAAGUAACCGGACGACAGGACACCUUACAUGUUGCGGAUCGAUAGAUUGUAUUCCCGAUAAAUUUGCCUUUCGAUUUCCAUCUCAUACGUCUCUCCCAUUCGUUUUGUAACGGUUAUCGACAAUUCCUACGGAAAUUCAUUCUGAGGUGCAUUUCGUAACUAUGACAGCGUUUUGUUGAACGUCAUUGAACGGUCAUCGCACGCAUUUAUUUUUUUUUUGUCUUUUCAAUUUAUUAUUAUUGAUCAGUUUUACUCAAGUAAUUUUCGCACCUCCCCCCCCCCCCCCCCCCCCCAGUACAUUCGUCUCCAUCGUUCUGUCGCGAAAUCGCAUCGACCUACGUUAACUUUUUGGUCAAUAAUUACUUUUCUCACUCGGUUUACGUGAUAAAUUUAAUAACUUUUGUCGGCGAGUAUAUGCUGAGUGCUUAUUGACGGUAUCAUUAUUCAUUACGUUUAAAUAUAUAUCGCGAUACGGAGUAUUCGCGGAAAAUCGCACCAAGUAACGUUAAACGCUUAAAUAUGAGAUCCUGAAUUCACUUAUAGAUAACGCAAAUAACUCUAAUAGAAAUAAUGAUUGUUCAAUUCAAGGAGAUACGCAGGAAAUUUAUAGAGACCUGAAUGGUGUAGUAUUACAGGAAAUGAAUCUCAAGAAAAGAAAUAGGAUGCUUGGCAUUUGAUUCAGGCGUAAAAAAAAAAAGAAGCCGAUUGCGUAUAUCAUAGUUAAAUAAUCGAGGCUCAUUCUCGACUUUCAUAGCAAAAUAACGCAAUCGUUUUAACGUAACCACACUAUCUUCAUUAACGAUACGAAAGCAGAAGACGAAUUGUCAUUGUUGUUUCUAACUUCCCAUUUUACGGCAAAAUCCUCUUCCUUUUUCUUUCUUAUUAGCGUAGUUAGUAUCGUAGCGCAUAUAGUAGCUAUUAGCCGGUUUAGCAAUCAGUAUAAGACUUUUCCUUUUUGCUCUGUAUCUCAUUCUCUCGAUAGUUAUGUUAUUACAGCCUGAUGCAACUUUUGUUUUUCUCUUUUUUUCAUUUGUGUCGCUGCGCUUAAAAAAAGAAUGCGUUGUUGCUACCGCUUAUGUUUUUGAAUUCUCACGAAACCACCAUCUACCCGAACUACCAACGAUGAGAACCACCACCACCACCACCAUCACCCUCCGAUUCCCACCCGACUGCCGCGCGCAGCCGUUUUAGGUUUGUGCCGGCGUCUGUUUCACUUGAAAAGAAAACUUAUAGUAUUAAUAUAUUUUGUUGGAUGGAUCGCCAAUCGCGGAAGUCCUCACAACUCCGCCGCGCGACUCCGUGCAUGUUUGCUAUUAUAUUUUUUAUUAAUAUUAUUGUAUUAUUAUUAUUCUAUUAUUAUUAACGUGUUGCGACUUUCGAUUGUCGAUACAAGACAUCAUCCAACGCCCCUGUAUUAUGAAGAGAAAAAGGCUAGCUGGCAUGAUCUAAUUAAAAUGAAGAUUCGUGGAUUAUGUCAGGAUCUUUGGAGAUCAUCAGAGAUUGCUUCAUUGAUUCAAAUAUCAACUUAAUCCUGGAAAUUUUGGAAAAUUCUUAGAUUGCUCUAAAGUUUUCAGAUUUUUG